Molecule: messenger RNA, 4900 nt
Organism: Dama dama (fallow deer)
Lineage: Eukaryota; Metazoa; Chordata; Mammalia; Artiodactyla; Cervidae
Gene: GFI1
Product: growth factor independent 1 transcriptional repressor
Exons: 7
Coding region: 802-2064 (420 amino acids)
Biological process (GO): regulation of transcription by RNA polymerase II
Cellular component (GO): nucleus
Molecular function (GO): DNA-binding transcription factor activity, RNA polymerase II-specific; RNA polymerase II cis-regulatory region sequence-specific DNA binding
Source: RefSeq, a predicted model, not a curated record
GAGCACCCCGAAGCCUCCUGAAGCCCCGAUCCUAUGGGCUGGCCGGGACAACGGGCGGGCGGCACCCUCACCCCUAGGGGCCUUCUGGCGUUUAGGACACGGGAAACAUCCCUUGGGACUCAGCUACACUUCCUAGCGGUCUUUUUCUCUCAAGCCUAUCCUAUUCUUCAUCCGGGGAAGGGGACAUGGUGGGGGCGUGGAGCGAGAACCCGUCUUGAUUCCGGAGCGCCCACCGGUUGGCUUUAGACCCUGUCCCUUGUCUUGCCCCGGGAGCCGCAUGACUCCUAGGCUGGCAGAAUAAACCGGGCAAAGCCCAAAGACGAGCCCUGUCCCAGCCCGGGAUCCCCAGCGCCCUUGUAUCUGAACUAACCAAGACCACCGAGAGCUGCUGUGCCCGAAGAGCCUACGGCUCGCACUUGAACCCGGCCCCCAUCGCCUUCACCCAGAGAGAAAGGCACGUUCAUUUUCCCCGGACCUCCUAGCCCUCCUAGCCCCGCCCCCGGAGAGAGCCCCGGGCAAGAACUGUAGGCGCUGCCCCGCCUCCCCGUCGGGCUCAGGUUUCGACCCCGGGAUUAGGUGAACUGAUUGUGGGGGUUAAUGAGAGCGGAGUAGCGGGCACGAACUCCCUCCCAGGCCCGCGAGCCCGGACCCCGGCUCUCCUGCUGCUGCCAGAGCAGCCUGCGCUCUCCCCGCCUGCUCUAAAAGGUCUCCGCCUGGCUGGGGCUGACGAAUUCGGGUGAAGGUGGGCUGACGGCGGCUCCAGCGACCCUUGGAGAGGAGCGGGGAGCGCGCCCGACCACCAUGCCUCGUUCGUUCCUGGUUAAGAGCAAAAAAGCUCACAGUUACCACCAGCCGCGCUCCCCGGGACCUGACUAUUCCCUCCGCCUGGAGAAUGUACUGGCGCCAGGCGGAGCAGACGGCACUUCGAGCACAGGCGGGGCGAAGGCGGAGCUCCGGGGCCAUGUGUCCCCCGAGUCUCAGCUGACCGAAGCCCCCGACAGAGCCUCCGCGUCCCCUGGCAGCUGUGAGGGCAGCGUGUGCGAUCGGAGCUCGGAGUUUGAAGACUUUUGGAGGCCUCCGUCGCCUUCUGUGUCUCCAGCCUCGGAGAAGUCGGCGUGCCCGUCGCUGGACGAAGCUCAGCCCUUCCCUCUGCCCUUCAAGCCGUACUCGUGGAGCGGCCUGGCGAGUUCCGAUCUGCGGCACCUGGUGCAGAGCUACCGGCCGUGCGCGGCCCUGGAGCGUGGCGCCAGCCUGGGCCUCUUCUGCGAGCGCGCCCCGGAGCCAGGCCAUCCCGCGGCGCUGUACGGCCCGGAGCGAGCUGCGGGCGGCGCGGGGGCCGGGGCGCCCGGGGGAGGCAGCGCAGGAGGCGGAACUGCCGGCGGCGCGGGCCUGGGGCUCUUCGGCGACUUCGGGCCCGCGGCGGCAGGACUGUACGAGCGGCCGGCCACCGGCGGACUGUACCCGGAGCGCGGCCACGGGCUGCACAGUGACAAAGGCACAGGCGUCAAGGUGGAGUCGGAGCUGCUAUGCACCCGCCUGCUGCUGGGCGGCGGCUCCUACAAGUGCAUCAAGUGCAGCAAGGUGUUCUCCACACCGCACGGGCUCGAGGUGCACGUGCGCAGGUCCCACAGCGGCACGAGACCCUUUGCGUGCGAGAUUUGCGGCAAGACCUUCGGGCACGCGGUGAGCCUGGAGCAGCACAAAGCCGUGCACUCGCAGGAACGGAGCUUUGACUGUAAGAUCUGUGGCAAGAGCUUCAAGAGGUCAUCUACGCUGUCCACACAUCUGCUCAUCCACUCAGACACCCGGCCCUACCCCUGUCAGUACUGUGGCAAGAGAUUCCAUCAGAAGUCAGACAUGAAGAAACACACCUUCAUCCACACUGGCGAGAAGCCCCACAAGUGCCAGGUGUGUGGCAAGGCAUUCAGCCAGAGCUCCAACCUCAUCACCCACAGCCGCAAGCACACAGGCUUCAAGCCCUUUGGCUGCGACCUGUGUGGAAAAGGCUUCCAGAGGAAGGUGGACCUCAGGCGGCACCGGGAGACGCAGCAUGGGCUCAAGUGAGCACCGCGCCUCAUUGGCGUGUGCAGUUACACAACACUACGGAGGGCAGCCUCCCCACUUGCCACCAGCCACUUCCGCAGAUCUCUCUGGGGUGAGACCUUUUCCCUUUCCUCGCUGGAACUGCCAGGGGGAUGUUACCUUUUCAAAGUCCAGCCUGGAGGGGGACCCGAAUGACUCCCUGGGCAGAGGACUCGCCAGAUAGGCUUCUCUACACCUGAAGACUCCAGGUGGAAAAGAAAUCAGCUAAAAUCUUCGGCCUGAUAGUCCUUCCCAUACCCAGACCUGUUCCACAGAUAGAAAGUUCCUUGGGUUUCUUCCCUUCUCUUCUUGUCUGACCCCAGAUACUUGUGUGGAAGAGGAGGAAUCAUCUCUCACAAGAUAGACACAUAUUAAUGUUUUUAUCUGGAAUGGAGAAUGAGUGUUAUUUUUUUCCUUCUGGGGAGUUUUUUGACCCCUUUUUGUUGGGUGCUGCCUAUAAAGCUUGGAGGAAUUGUUUCUUGCAUUUGAAAAUUGGUUCAGAAACUGAUUUGGGAAGGGAAUUUCAUACUUUUGAAAUUACAAAAUGGCACUGUAGAGCCUACCCAAAAAGAAGCAGAAGGAAAGUGGGCUUGGUGAGAAGAGAUUCAAGGUUCUCCCUCCAGGAGACUUGCGAAGGCUUCUUCAGAAGAAUGGACAAGACUGUCACCACUCAGCAAAUGUCUUUUGACCACCAGUUACCAUGGUAUCAGGCACUAUGCUAGAUACUGGUGAGCCAGAGAGUAACGUCUCAGCCUCUGACCCUGACCUGCAUCUCCAAGUAACUGGGUCUGUUCUUCCCCACAAAGGAAUUCUGAGAAGAUAAAACAGGAUCUUGAAACUUUCCUUCAGGUCAUUCGGAUUUUAUCAAACAUACACCAAAAAUAGCUGAAUAGAUACUUCAAAGAUUCGCAUCUAAAUUAAGUUUUUUUUUUAUUGUUAAGCUGGUAUUUUUAAGAUGUCUAAGCUAGCAGGCAUGUGGGAAUGAAGGCUCUGUCUUCAACUCUUUUGAACCCUCCAUGUGUACCACAGAGGGAAAAAAAUGAUAUUUUUACUUUGAUGUAAAUGUUUUUAAAUCUUCUGGAGUGUAUUAUGUUUGUUAAUACAUAUUUAUUAGAGUGAUGUUUUAAGUUAAUAAAGUAUUACGACUCUUACAUAUUGCUUUUCAUUUAGGCAAGGAAUUUGGGAAAGACCUUUGUUUUGGUCUGCAUGGGAAGUUGGCACUGCAGGACACUGGAGUUGAGUACAAAGCAGAUAAGACAACAUCCAGAAGAGAGCAAAAUCCAAUAGCUCUGGUUUUCGUGUGUUUCUUUUUUUUUUUCUUUCAUUCUGUGCCUGAGCACCUUCUUUCUUAACAGAAAAGCUAGGGUUACAAAAGUAAGCUGCUACCUUGCCAAGUCCCUGAUAUCCUACAUAAAUGUGCUCAGUCACUCAGUCGUGUCUGCAUCUUUGCAACCAUGGAUCGUAGCCCACCAGGCUCCUCUGUCCAUGGGGUUUUCCUGGCAAGAAUACUGGAGUGGGUUGCCAUUUCCUUCUCCAGGGGUUCUUCCCUACAUGUUUAUGGGCUCUUUAUUCUGAGAGUUUCAGGAUUUUUUUUUUUUUUUUUAAAACAGGCCAGAAGGCCUCCUGAUAAAUAAAGACAUUAGGAACCUUAGGUCUAGAGAUUGAGUCAGUCACGACCCUGUCACCAGCAUACCGGGUGACUUGGACAAAUCAUUUGACCUUCCAGAUACUGAUUUCCUUCACCAUAAUAAUGAAGAUAUGAUUCCGUCAUCACAGUCCAAACCUGACUACUUCUCUGGAGACUGGAGGGAAAGAAGUAUCUGAGAUUGAUUAGCUACCUCACCUAAAACAAGUUAUAAAUCUGAAGACUGAUGAGAGGCAGUAAAAUUGGGAUCUGGGUUAUUUCUGGCUCUGUCCCACCUGUGGGAAUUUCUGGCAUAGAUCAGUCCUUGAAAAGAAUGAACCCAGAAUAAGCUUCUAGCCUAAAUCCCAACUACCUGUACUCUUUCUAAUACUUGGUCAAGAUCGUGCACAGCCCCCGGUGACUGUCAGCAGAUUAUCCCAUUUCCGUUCAAAUCAGUUUCACCAAUAUUGGUAUGUGCCUGGCACUCUUCUAGGUGUUGGGGAUUCAGCAGUGAACACAAUGUCCUGUGGAGCUUUGUAUAUUUGGUCAGUGCCGAAUCUUCAGCUCCCAGAACAGUGCCUGGUACAUAGUAGGAGAUCAAUCAAUAUUUGCUGAGGUGGUUUAAGUGAAUAAGCAGAGAAAAUAAAGUCCUGCUUCAUCCUGGCUGCUCUGCUCUCUCCAGCAGAAAGGGAAGAGAAAUCGCUUGAGGGCCAGAGAAGCAAAUAGAACACGUAGGACUCUCUCUGGCUUGGAGAGUAAGGGGGGUUUUGACCAUGGUUUUCUCUGGUCUCUCCAAAUCUCGGUGCUUGGCUAUCCUUACUUGGUUUUCAAGACUCUUAUCUUUUCAUGUCAGUUUACUCUGAUUUAGAAUUGAAACAUGUACACUCUAUAAGACAGUUUAAGAUAAUUUUCCAGAACUGUUGGAUGAACAGCUGCAGCAUCCAGGAACCUCCUUCUAGUGUCCUGGGAAACAAGGUUCCCAGUGAAUAAAGAUCACAGAAUGAUCUUCUCACAGGAUUCACGGUGCACACUGGUUGAUAAUUUCUAACUUGGUUUGAAAUGUAAAGAAGCUACAUUGUGGGGUAAGUAGAACUGAUUGAAAUCUAGUGAACUGCUCUGUCCUGCGCUCUCAUUAUGACUUUUAGAACUUUGGUCCAUUUUUGUAACCUAUAUGCAAUAAACGUGGAAUUUUAA